Molecule: messenger RNA, 2030 nt
Organism: Mus caroli (Ryukyu mouse)
Lineage: Eukaryota; Metazoa; Chordata; Mammalia; Rodentia; Muridae
Source: RefSeq, a predicted model, not a curated record
UCUAGCCCCCACCCUACCCGCAGUCUAGCGCGACUGCGCCUGCGCACAGGUGGGCGGGAAGGCGGGGCUAGGUUCUGGAGUAGAAGACUCUGACGUGCAGGCUGUGAUGUCACACCUGAAUACAGACAGGCCCACAGGCUAAGGAACUGGAAGCUGCUCUGUGGGCAGGAAGAAGGUUGCUCAGGACCACCCCUUUCCUGGUUCGAGGGGAGUCAGGCGACGCGCGCGCACUGCGCAGACUCCUCGCUGCAGUGGGCGUGAUCCGUGGAGGUCCCGCCCCUACUCAGCUGCUCAGACAGAAGCUGAAGCCCCACCGAAGUAGCAGCCAACGUCUGAUUUCCAGUCCCUGACACACCCACCUAGCCACCUUCGUUCUGCAGAGUCCCCCAGCGGCCAGGCAAUAUGAAGCCCAAACUGAUGUACCAGGAGCUGAAGGUGCCUGUUGAGGAGCCUGCGGGAGAACUGCCCUUGAAUGAAAUCGAGGCAUGGAAGGCAGCAGAGAAGAAAGCCCGCUGGGUCCUCCUGGUCCUGAUCCUGGCGGUAGUGGGCUUCGGUGCCCUGAUGACUCAGCUGUUUCUAUGGGAAUACGGGGACUUACAUCUAUUUGGACCAAAUCAGCGCCCAGCCCCCUGCUAUGACCCCUGCGAGGCGGUGCUGGUGGAGAGCAUUCCUGAGGGUCUGGAGUUUCCCAAUGCCACCACAAGCAACCCCUCCACUAGCCAGGCCUGGUUGGGCCUCCUUGCCAGUGCUCACAGCAGCCUGGACAUCGCAUCCUUCUACUGGACCCUCACAAAUAAUGACACCCACACGCAAGAGCCCUCUGCCCAGCAGGGUGAAGAGGUUCUUCAGCAGCUUCAGGCACUGGCACCUCGAGGUGUAAAGGUUCGCAUCGCUGUGAGCAAACCCAAUGGGCCUCUGGCUGAUCUGCAGUCUCUGCUACAGAGUGGUGCCCAGGUCCGCAUGGUGGACAUGCAGAAGCUGACUCAUGGUGUCCUGCAUACCAAGUUCUGGGUGGUGGAUCAGACCCACUUUUACCUGGGCAGUGCCAACAUGGAUUGGCGGUCGCUGACCCAGGUCAAGGAGCUGGGCGUGGUCAUGUACAACUGCAGCUGCCUCGCCCGGGACCUCACCAAGAUCUUUGAAGCCUAUUGGUUCCUGGGCCAGGCCGGUAGCUCCAUCCCAUCAACCUGGCCGCGGUCCUUUGACACCCGAUAUAAUCAAGAAACACCAAUGGAGAUCUGCCUCAAUGGCACCCCAGCUCUGGCCUACCUAGCGAGUGCACCCCCACCACUGUGUCCAAGUGGCCGCACCCCAGACCUAAAGGCUCUGCUCAACGUGGUGGACAGUGCCCGAAGCUUCAUCUACAUUGCGGUUAUGAACUACCUGCCCACCAUGGAGUUCUCCCAUCCACGCAGCAAGCAGGGGGCCCAGGCAGGACAGCAGAUACAAGGGAAGAAACUGUUUGUGGUCCCUGCGGAUGAGUCCCAGGCCCGGAUCCCCUAUGCCCGUGUCAACCACAACAAGUACAUGGUGACUGAACGUGCUUCAUACAUUGGAACCUCCAACUGGUCUGGAAGCUACUUCACGGAGACAGCAGGCACCUCCCUGCUGGUGACACAGAACGGGCAUGGUGGCUUGCGCAGUCAGCUGGAGGCUGUUUUCCUGAGAGACUGGGAAUCCCCAUACAGCCACGAUCUUGACACCUCAGCCAACAGUGUGGGCAAUGCGUGCCGCCUGCUUUGAGGCUCAGCCCGACGGACAGGCUAAAGCCUUCCAGGCCUCCUUGGACUCAGCUCUGGGUCCUGGUUGCUGUCCCCAUGCCCUUGCCUCUGUCUAUCCCGUGUGGCUCUGUACUCUCCACUAUACUCCUGCUGCUACCUCCACCGCCACUGGCCUGACACUCUGGCCCCUGUGGACCUAGCAGAGCUGGGGAAGGAUUGGGCCCCAAAGAAGUGGGGGUGCAUGCUGGGCCCAGACCUUUGGCCCACCCCCAAAGGGGCCAAGAUUAUAAGUAAAUAAUUGUCUGUAUA